Thelazia callipaeda (thelaziosis nematode) is the source of this 1479-nucleotide messenger RNA. The record is from the annotation of a GenBank genome assembly. NCBI's taxonomy places the organism in Eukaryota, Metazoa, Nematoda, Chromadorea, Rhabditida, Thelaziidae.
AUGAGUGAACAACGUAACAUUAAACCUUCAGCAGAAACACCUAAGCCAGAUGGGCAAAAUCGUACAGAUUUUCUUUACCGCUGUCCACCACCACCACAACCUCCAUUUGCCAUGGAAAAACGUGGACCUGUUACGCCUCCCGAAUCGAGUGAUAUUUCGCCUACAACAAAUAUCGCUGCAGUGGUUCAGUCUCGAGGUCUUGUGAGUGACUUGACAGGUGUCGCCCCAAGCCAACCAUUUUGUUCAGACCGAGUAAUACGUCGUGGUCCUCGCACUCCACCGUAUCCUCCAAAAUCUCCUCAGUCUCGAUCUCCAUCGCCCGAAAUCACGGAUAAACCUGAUUUAACAUUUGCAAGGUCUAAGCCAACGAUAGCAAGUGAUAGAAGUUCAGUAGUAGUAUUGCCUACGGUCAAUUUAUGCAAACCCAAAUAUCCAGGAAAUGCAAAUCCUAUACGAUAUCCAGGUUUUUCUUUAUAUCAUACGCCAUCACGAUUUCGGCCUGUGGUUUAUAAUCUCCUAAUUCAAGGGAGCAGUGGUGCUUCACAAGUAGCUUGUUUUGGUUCCGUAUCUGGCCUACCUAUGAAACUUUUUCCUAUGAUGCAAGUGUCAGCAGCAUCCACCACUUUGGCUCAGUAUAUGAGUACUCAGUCGACUAAACAGACUUCUGCAGUGUUUCAUACUACUCCGUGGUCUGCAGAUUCUGAUUUCGGAGUUUGCCCUCCCUUCAGCUUCACGUCACCAGUUCCGAAGGAACGAGUACCUGUUUCAGAAGCACUUACAGUUCCGCCUCCUCCACCGCCGCCUCCUCCACCAACAAGUGCACGAGUUAUGACAAAGCCGAGUAUUUUAAAAAAUGAUGCUUCAUUAAAAGCAGAUCCGAAUUCAGAUGCUCCCACAGUCAAGUCAAAGGACAUUCCAAUGGCUUUAGAUCCGAUACUGCUGGACCUCGUUGACUUUGCUCCAAAAACUCAAGUGUCAAAGUCGAAAAAGCCUAGCCGAGUCCACAGUAAACAAGGAAUACCUCUUACUCAAAGGAAAUCAGCUGUAAAAGACACUCUUAGUGUAUUAGAUAUCAAAAAUACCGGACCAAAGUAUACAAGUCAAUUAGGUGGAAAUGAAAAAAAGGAGACGGAUGCACAAGUGCCUGCUGAAAAAGAUAUUGAGAUAUUAAAAAUUUUAAAACCAGAAAGAAUUGAACAUGAAGAAUUAGAUGGAGUGGAAAAUAAAAAUCCUCGGAAAGCUGGUAAUGACUCAUGUAAAAUCGAGGAGGUUAUAAGCCAUAUUCCUAAAUCUCUUGAAAAUGAUGUGGAUACAAAUACAACUGUAUGCGGAAAUGAUCUUAUGAUUGGAGACAAUGGUUCAUUGGUAGUAGGAAGAAAUGAUCGGAAAGGAAUAAAAUCAGUUGACACAGCCAUCGAAAUUAAUAUUACGGAUGAUAAUAUGCCUCAACAAGGUAAAUUGCAGUUGAAAAUAAAAUAG